CACCGCGUUGUCAUUCGCAGGUUGCCUCAGUGCAUACCCGGUUCCUCACUGUUCGCUGCAAGUUGGGCAUGUGGUGCUACCAGCAGACCGCGUUGGUGUCAGUUUGUUAUAAAGCGUGAGGGUUUGUGCAAGGGAGGAGAACAUUAGAGGAAAGGAACCUGAAACUGUAGAAGCAUCUGAGAGAGCAUGAGUGAGCUGGGCAUGGAGCUUGACGAGGAGACGUUCUUGGACGAGCUCAUGUCGCUGCGGCGGGAGGCGUCAGCGCCGUGGCAAGCUUACCCCGGCGUCGGCAGCAUGAUGAUGAGCGACCUUCUCUUCUACGGCGGCGAGGGCGCCGACGCGAGGAGCGGCAUGGACCUGCCGCCGUUCCAGGAGCUGGCACCCAUGCCGCCAGCCGCGCCUCCGCACCCGCACGAGGACUUCAAUUUCGACUGCUUAAGCGAGGUGUGCAAUCCUUACAAGAGCUGCGUCGCCCUCCCAGGGGAGGCAACCGGCGGCCAGACGCUCACUCCUCUCAAUGACGCCACCAUGCUGGAGGAGGAGAUAAGCGGUGAUAAGGGGCUCUAUGGAGGUGGGGGGUCUCCGCCGACGUUCGUCUUCGGAGGAGGCGCAGGCGAGAGCUCGGAGAUGGCCAAUAUCAGGGCUGUCGGAGGAGCCCACCACAGGAGCAAGCUCCACGGCGCGCCGUCAAAGAACCUCAUGGCUGAGAGGCGGCGGAGGAAGCGGCUCAACGACCGCCUCUCAAUGCUCCGGUCCAUCGUUCCCAAGAUCAGUAAGAUGGACCGGACAUCCAUUCUUGGGGACACCAUUGACUAUGUGAAGGAGUUGACGGAGCGGAUCAAAGUUCUUGAGGAGGAGAUCGGCGCCUCGCCGGAGGACCUGAACCUUCUCAAUACUUUGAAAGAUUCGUCCAACAGUAACAACGAGAUGAUGGUGAGGAAUUCCACCAAGUUCGACGUCGAGAAGCGGGGCAACGGGAGCACGAGGAUCGAGAUCUGCUGCCCCGCGAACCCCGGGGUGCUGCUGUCGACGGUAAGCGCGCUGGAGGCUCUGGGGCUGGAGAUCGAACAGUGCGUGGUGAGCUGCUUCAGUGACUUUGGCAUGCAGGCCUCUUGCUUACAAGAGGACGGGAAGAGGCAAGUAAUAAGCACCGACGAGAUAAAGCAGACAUUGUUUAGGAGUGCAGGCUACGGAGGGAGGUGUCUCUAGCAGCUUGAAAUCCGUCCAGCAAAUAUAAGUUGCAUGAUCAUCAUCAUCGUUGUUGAUCGAUGCUUUCCAUGGCCUUGCCCCAUGAAUUAAUAUAGAGCUAGUGUUCAUCUAUGAGUGUACCAAGUUAUCUGAAUCCCAGCAAAUUAAAGAUUUGCUUAGGUAUUGUAAGUUCAUCUGUUGUGUUUUUUGUAUCAUGGGUUGUAUGUGGAUCCAUAUUGUGAUGUAUCGCGCGACAUGAUUUGGGUUAAUGCCAAGACUCCAAUUGUUUAUUCUGUAA
Molecule: messenger RNA, 1486 nt
Organism: Phragmites australis (common reed)
Lineage: Eukaryota; Viridiplantae; Streptophyta; Magnoliopsida; Poales; Poaceae
Product: transcription factor BHLH3-like
Exons: 4
Coding region: 187-1209 (340 amino acids)
Biological process (GO): regulation of DNA-templated transcription
Cellular component (GO): nucleus
Molecular function (GO): sequence-specific DNA binding; DNA-binding transcription factor activity; protein dimerization activity
Source: RefSeq, a predicted model, not a curated record